Molecule: messenger RNA, 1051 nt
Organism: Aspergillus ibericus CBS 121593
Lineage: Eukaryota; Fungi; Ascomycota; Eurotiomycetes; Eurotiales; Aspergillaceae
Product: protoglobin family protein
Exons: 3
Coding region: 95-916 (273 amino acids)
Molecular function (GO): oxygen binding; heme binding
Source: RefSeq, a predicted model, not a curated record
CCAGCUGCCCCUCUCGAGCUAAUCAAGCCACUUCUAUCUCACCUAUUCCUCGAGUAUCCACCCACACGCCCUUUCGAGGCCACACAUCCCCAAAAUGGAAUUUACUUUUGAACCCAAUCGACCGAUGAAGCACGUCGACCGGAAGGCCCUGUACACCCGCCUGGAGGCGCGCAUCACGUACCUGCGAGACUUCUUGGACUUCAAUUCCGGUGACGUCGAAGCUUUGGUGGCCGGCUCCAAGUACAUUAAAGCCCUGAUCCCCGCCGUCGUCAACAUCGUCUAUAAGAAACUCCUCGAAUCCGACAUCACCGCUCGUGCGUUCCACACACGGGACACUGCGGAUGAAACUCCGGUGGAGGAGUUCUUCACAGAAGACAGCCCCCAGAUUCAACGUCGGAAGAUGUUUCUGCGGUGGUAUUUGAUCAAGCUGUGUUCCGAUCCUUCUCAGAUGGAAUUCUGGCGGUACUUGAACAAAGUCGGAAUGAUGCACACUGCCCAGGAACGUCUGUACUCCCUCAACAUCGAAUACAUCCAUAUCGGCGCUUGCCUCGGUUUCAUCCAAGAUAUCUUCACCGAAGCCCUCAUGUCACACCCCCACCUCUCUCUCCCUCGCAAGACGGCCCUGGUCCGCGCCAUCAGCAAGAUUAUCUGGAUCCAGAACGACCUCUUCGCCAAGUGGAGAAUCCGAGACGGCGAGGAGUACGCGGACGAGAUGUCGGAGAUCAUCGUGGAUGAAAAAGAAGGCUAUCUGGGUGAGAAGAAGAUCCUGGGUGACAGCAGUGCCUCUGCCAGCUCGAGUGAGGACGACCGGUCCAGUGUCCAUAGCGGCACGGUCCCGAGUUCCACCUCGGCAUGUCCCUUCGCAGAUUUGGCGAAACCCGCAUCAGAAACCAAGAUCUGGGCCGGGUCCAACUAGACCAGUCGGCUGUCGCAGCUCGACCACUCUAAUUGGAUGGUCAUAAAACAUCACGGACGGUCAUACAGGUAUAAGGAGCAUAGCGGGCGUCAAGGAAAUAUGUUCCGGGGUAUCUUCUUCCUUGCUGGGUUUGUC